Molecule: messenger RNA, 3415 nt
Organism: Oncorhynchus kisutch (coho salmon)
Lineage: Eukaryota; Metazoa; Chordata; Actinopteri; Salmoniformes; Salmonidae
Product: receptor-type tyrosine-protein phosphatase mu-like
Biological process (GO): protein dephosphorylation
Cellular component (GO): membrane
Molecular function (GO): protein tyrosine phosphatase activity; protein binding
Source: RefSeq, a predicted model, not a curated record
UUGUGAGUUUGACAAGCCGUUUGCAGCCUGCGGGUACAGCCAGGGGAGAGAGGACGAUCUAGAUUGGGAACAGGCCAACACCAGAGUGAAGCCCACAGCAGACCCCUGGAUGCCAAUAGAUUCAGCCUUCAUGAUGGUCAACACGUCUGGACGUUUUGCUGGUCAGAAGGCCCUCCUCCUGACCCCCCAGCUGAAGGAGAAUGACACCCACUGCGUAAUCUUCGAGUACUUCCUGUCUGGCCGCGAGGGGGCGGGACCGGGGCAGCUCAACGUGUACAUCAGAGAGAACAACAGUCCACUGGGCAUGCCCGUCUGGAACGUGUCUGGGCCAGCUACUAGAGCCUGGGUGCAGGUAGAACUGGCCAUCUCUACCUACUGGCCUAACUUCUAUCAGAUGGUGUUUGAAGUGGUGACCUCCGGCCAUCGGGGCCUGCUGGCCAUCAAAGACGUGGUGCUGCAGGGCCACCAGUGCAUGAACACCCCUCACUUCCUGACCAUAAAGGGUGUAGAGGUGAACGCUGGACAGACGGCCGCCUUCCACUGUACUGUCAACGGACGACAGAGAGAUAACUUCAACCUCUGGUUACAGGGUAUUGGUGGACGCGAGGCCCCUAUGAAGUCCACUAAGCCGUGGAACAACAGACGCUUCAUCGGGACCUUCGACGUGGAAAACACCACUAAAGGAGACUCAGGACGCUACCGAUGCAUAGUCCAUUCUGACAACGGGGUCGGAGUGUCCAACUACGGAGAACUCACCAUAAAACAGCCUCCUGUGCCCAUCGCUCCCCCGCAGCUGACAGCGGUCGGCGCCACCUACAUGUGGAUCCAACUCAACGCUAACUCCAUCAACGGAGACGGGCCAAUCAUCGACCGAGAGGUGGAGUACCGUACCGUGUCAGGGACCAUGUAUGACCUGCAGCCUGUGGACAAGACCACCCAUAAGAUAGGUCACCUGACACCAGACACAGACUAUGAGAUCAGUGUGCUGUUGACCAGGCCCCUGGAUGGAGGGACUGGGGCCCCCGGGCCUCCUCUCAGGGCCAGGACCAAGUGUGCCGAGCCAAUCCACGCUCCCAGACGUCUGGAGGUAGUUGACGUCCAAUCUAAACAAGUCACCAUUCGCUGGGAGCCGUUUGGCUACAACGUGACGCGUUGUCAUAGCUACAACCUAACGGUGCAGUACCGCUCCCGCGUGGCGGGGAAGGACGAGACCCGGGAGGAGGUGUGUUACGACACCCUGGGUCGCGACCCCCAGCACACCAUCCACAACCUGACCCCCUACACCAACCUGUCAGUCAAACUGGUCCUCAAGAACCCAGAGGGGGUCAAAGAGAGCCGAGAGAUGGCGCUGCAGACGGAUGAAGAUGUACCUGGAGCUAUCCCUCUGGACUCCAUCCAGGGCAGUGCUUAUGAAGAGAAGAUGAUCCUGAAAUGGAGAGAACCAGCCCAGACCUACGGAAUCAUCACUCAGUACGAGAUCUCCUUCAAGGCAGUGAGCUCCUUUGAUCCUGAGCUGGAUCUAUCCAACCAGAGUGGGAAAGUCCUGAACCACGUCAACGAGAGCAGCCACAUCUUCCUGGGUCUCUACCCAGGAUCUACCUACUCCUUCACUCUCAGAGCCUCCACCGCCAAGGGCUAUGGCCCCCCAGUCAUCACACAGUUCACCACCAAGAUAUCAGCUCCUUCCAUGCCAGCCUAUGACCAGGAGACAUCUCUGAACCAGACAGACAGCACAGUGACUGUCCUGCUGAAACCUGCACAGAGCCGAGGGGCACCUGUCAGUGUAUACCAGGUGGUGGUAGAAGAGGAGAGGCCUCGGAGGGCGAGGAGGGGAGCGGUUGAGAUUCUCCGCUGUUACCCUGUCCCCAUCCACUUCCAGAACUCCACGGUCCUGAACUGGUACUACUUCACAGCUGAGUUCCUCGCCGUAGGGCUACAGGCUCCUCAACCCUUCACUGUGGGAGACAACAAGACCUACGGUGGAUACUGGAACACCCCCCUACUGCCACAGAAGAGCUACAGCAUCUACUUCCAGGCUGUCAGCACGGCUAACGGGGAGACCAAGAUUGACUGUGUCCGAGUCGCCACCAAAGCUGCCAUACUGGUGACUCAGCUCACUACUCCGUACAUCCGCAUCGCGCCUGCGGCUGGUGACGACCAACUAACAGGAGAGGCCACCCAUAAGCCUGUCGCUGUGGAGCCAGAGAAACAGACAGACAACACAGUGAAGAUAACCGGCGUAAUCGCUGGCAUCCUCCUCUUCGUCAUCAUCUUCCUCGGAGUCAUCCUCCUCCUGAAGAAAAGGAAGCUGGCUAAGAAGCGUAAAGAGACGUUGAGCAGUACUCGACAGGAGAUGACAGUGAUGGUUAACUCUAUGGAUAAGAGUUGUACGGAGCAGGGGACAAACUGCGACGAGGCCUUGUCCUUCAUGGACACACACAGCCAAACCCUCAACACCAGGAGUGAGUGUACCCUCACACUCAAUGGCCGUAGCGAGUGCACCCUCGCCGUCAAUGGCAGAACUGGGUUGUCCUCUUCCUCCUUUACCCUGAAUAAGUCUAAUACUCUCAGCACAACGCUCCCCAAGUCCUACUACCCAGAUCCCUUUGUGCCUACUGCUAUCUUAGACGACAGCCAGACGCUGGGUGGUGGUGGUAGCUGCAGCGACACCAGUAGUCUGGUCCAGUCUCACGGCCACUCCCUGAGGAAGAGGGAGGGGACAGUAGACGCGCCCUACCAGACGGGCCAGCUCCACCCUGCUAUCAGAGUAGCCGACCUGCUACAGCACAUCACGCAGAUGAAGUGCGCGGAGGGAUACGGCUUCAAGGAAGAGUACGAGAGCUUCUUUGAGGGACAGUCCGCUCCGUGGGACUCUGCUAAGAAAGAUGAGAACCGCAUGAAGAAUCGAUAUGGGAACAUCAUUGCAUAUGAUCACUCCCGAGUCAGACUUCAGCCCCUGGAGGGAGAGCAGAACUCUGAUUACAUUAAUGCAAAUUACGUUGAUGGCUAUCACAGGCCGAACCAUUACAUCGCUACCCAAGGUCCCAUGCAGGAGACGGUGUUUGACUUCUGGGGGAUGGUGUGGCAGGAGAACACUGCUGCUAUCGUCAUGGUCACCAACCUGGUUGAAGUGGGCAGGGUGAAAUGCUGUAAGUACUGGCCGGACGACACAGAGAUCUACAGAGACAUCAAGGUGACCCUCAUAGAGACGCAGCUACUGUCAGAGUACGUCAUACGGACCUUCGCUGUCGAGAAGAGAGGAGCCCAUGAGAUCCGCGAGAUCCGUCAGUUCCACUUCACAGGGUGGCCGGACCACGGGGUGCCCUACCACGCUACUGGCCUCCUGGGCUUUGUACGUAGGGUCAAGGCCAAGACACUCAGCAACGCUGGGCCCAUGAUCAUUCACUGCAGUUGA